AUGAUCGACGCUUCAGCCGAGCUUCCAUCUAUCGCGAAGCUACAAUACUUACUGUCAUCGUUGAAGGGGGACGCGGCGGUACCCUUCGAGCAUACACCUUUAACGGCGGACAACUAUUCGGUUACCUGGGCGGCGCUUCUUAAACGGUACGACAAUUCUCGUCUUUUGAUUCGCGAAUACUAUCGCAAAUUGCACUACCUUCCGGGAGUGCAAUUGGUGUGCGUUGACAAGCUCACGCACCUGGUGGAUGAAUUCACCCGCUUCGUCAACGGGUUGAAAAAGCUGAACGAACCGGUUGACUCGUGGGACACACCCCUCUCAAACAUGCUGCUGAUGAAGUUGGAUCGAGAGACAUUGUUGGCUUGGGAGAAACAUUCCGUGCACUUCACGACGGACAAAUAUAAGGAUGUGAUAGACUUCGUGCAAGAUCGUAUCCAAAUCUUGAAAUCGACCAACAACUUCGUGAAGGAUCAAGCAGCUAGUGGUAUCAAGGUGGCCGGUCUCAUUCGUCAACCAGGGCAACGGAGAUUCAUCGCGAAUGCAGCUACAUCUCACUCGGCUCCUGCUGCAUCGACUGCGCACACCCAACAGCCAAAGUGUCCAUUGGAGUGUUCCGAAGACCACACACUGCGCAACUGUCCAGUGUUCAUCGCCAAGGAGGUCCAACAGCGACGGGACGUCGUCGCAUCGAAGUGGCUGUGCUGGAACUGUUUGAGCAGCAAUCAUCAGGUUAGAGCGUGCAAGUCGGAUUAUUCGUGUCGCACGUGUCGUGAGCGUCAUCACACACUUCUACAUCAUUCACCACCCUAUGCUCCACCCGCAACGGUAACAUUGUCAGCUCAGUCGAAUGAAGACAAUGUGUUUCUGGCGACGGCAAACAUCCAGAUCAAGGAUGACUACGGGAACACCCAUGAAGCAAGGGCGUUGUUGGAUUCGGGAUCCAUGUCGAAUUUCAUCGCUGAGGAGUUCGCACGGAAACUGCUGACGAGUCGCAAAAGGGUCAACGUCGCUGUAUCGGGCAUCAGCAAUGCAGUACAGCAGAUCAAGGGUUCCAUCGUCGCUACCGUUCAGUCCAAGACACAACCCUUCGCAACGGAGAUGACUUUCUUGAUUCUGGACACGCCAUCCGCAAACAUCCCUACAUCACCAACGGACGUCUCUUCAUGGAAAAUGCCGGACGUGGCAUUGGCGGACAGCACCUUUAACAGUCCGGGGCAAAUCGACAUCGUCAUCGGAGGCGAUACGUUCUGGGAGCUCCACACCGGUCGCAAGUGCUCUAUCGGUAGAGGCAAACCGUGGCUGGUCGAAACCCACUUUGGUUGGGUUGUCACCGGCAACACUCAUCAUUCGUCAGUCGGUCCGCGGCUGUGCCAUCUAUCUGCAUACGACACCCCACUGGAGGAGACCAUGCAGCGGUUCUGGGAGAGUGAAACCAUAGCCGAGGAUCCUGUGCUAUCGGUUGAGGAGAAUGCUUGCGAGAAGCAUUUCGCAGCAACAACUGUUCGCAACUCAAGUGGAAGGUAUGUCGUUAGUGUGCCAUUUAACUCCAACCCUAAUAUCGUUUUAGGAGAGUCGAAGGAAAUAGCCGAUCGCAGACUGCGUUCUAUCGAACGGCGGUUGAACACCAAUGCUAAAAUGAAAGAAGAGUAUGUGAAAUUUAUGAAAGAAUAUGAGCAUUUGGGGCAUAUGAAGCGGCUUACCAGUCCUGCAAACGAUUCGGUAGAGCAUUACUACCUCCCACAUCACGCUGUCGUUAAAGAGUCAAGCACAACCACGAAGGUGCGUGUCGUGUUCGAUGCAUCCUGUAAGACUUCGAGUGGUUACUCAUUGAACGAUAAACUCUUAGUGGGACCAGUCGUUCAAGAAGAUCUUUUAUCGAUUAUCCUUCGGUUUCGUUCUCGUGCCAUUGCUCUCACUGCAGACGUAGAGAAGAUGUAUCGGCAAAUUUUACACAGCCCUCAUGACCGUAACUAUCUACGCAUCCGGUACAGAGAACAUCCUGCAGAUCCUAUAUCGACCUUUGAGCUACAGACGGUUACGUACGGCACAGCCUCUGCUCCAUUUUUGGCAACCAGGACCCUCAAACAGAUUGCUCUUGACCACAAGGAAGAGUAUCCUUUGGCAAUGAACGCGGUCAUGAACGAUUUUUACGUAGAUGAUUUGCUAACGGGUACCGAUGAUUUGUCCGAAGCAAUCGUUAUACAAAGGCAAAUCUCAGACAUGCUAAAUUCAGCUGGUUUCACGCUGAAGAAAUGGGCAUCGAACCGCUCCGAAGCAUUGAAGAACGUUCCUUCAGAAGAUGUGGCGGUACAACUCUCGCACGAGUGGAAGAGCUCGAAACAAGUAUCCACACUAGGCAUCGUUUGGGAACCGGCAACUGAUACACUACGGUUUCGUAUUGAGAUACCACCUACAACACCCAGCAUGACGAAAAGGUUAAUUUUGUCAUAUAUCGCCAAGAUAUUUGAUCCCCUCGGGCUACUGGGCCCAACGAUCAUCAUCGCAAAGAUGUUCAUGCAGCAACUAUGGGCUCUCAAGAUUCAUGGAAAGGCAUAUGACUGGGACAGCGAGCUACCAUCGCACUUACAGCAUGAAUGGUCGAAAUUUCACUCUACAUUAUCUUCACUACGCAAUUUGACAGUCCCACGGUACAUAUCGCAAUGCACGGCAACAAGUCUGCAAAUUCAUAUCUUUGCUGACGCAUCACAACUAGCAUAUGGUGCUUGUUGCUACAUUCGGGCUAAAAGCAUGGAAGGAUUCACCGUGCAGCUGCUAACAGCCAAGUCAAAGCGCCGCGUAGGAAACAAGGUCCAUGCUAAGGAUAUCCCACCGCUCACUGUAGACGAACUCAAGGCGGCAGAACUCAAGUUGUGUUAUCUUUCGCAACAAGACACCUUUUCCGAGGAGAUACAACACCUGCAGAAGGGCAAAGAGAUUCCGAAGAACUCCAAACUGAAAUGGAUUUCCCCUUUCAUAGAUACGCAAGGUAUUCUGCGCAUUGGUGGCCGGCUCAGUAACGCACAUCUGUCGGAAUCAGAAAAACACCCGGUAAUAUUAUCAUCGAAACAUCCACUGUCCGCACUACUAGCUGUUUCGAUACACUUGACAUUUAUCAAUGCACUUCGUCGUUUGAUUGCACGUCGUGGUCAAAUCAGUGAACUGCAUUCCGACAAUGCAACCACCUUUAAGGGAGCGGCACAUGAGCUGAAUCGCGUCUACAAGAUGCUAAAGAGCGACGAACACGAUCGAGCUGCUAUAUUUGAUUGGUGCGCGAUGAAUCAUAUGAAGUGGAAGUUUAUCCCACCAAGAGCACCACAUUUUGGAGGUUUAUGGGAGGCGGCGGUGAAGGCAGCUAAAAAGCAUAUAGUCAGAACAAUAGGAACAACAAGCAUCACACAGGAGAGCAUGCUUACCCUACUUGCCCAGGUAGAGCAAUGUUUGAAUUCGCGACCGAUUACACCUCUAUCCGAUGAGCCGUCGGACUUGGAACCAUUGACACCGGGACACUUCCUCGUCGGUGGCAAUCUGCAAGCGGUACCAAUCAUCGAUUACACCGAGACACCGAGCAACUAUUUGAGGGAAUACCAGUUGGUACAAAAACAUCUGCAAACCAUUUGGGCUCGAUGGUAUCCGGAGUACCUGCAGCAGUUACAAGCUCGAGCCAAAUAUUGCAACGGGAAAUCAGCGGUUCUGAAAGAAAAUACACUGGUGAUUAUUAAGGAAGACAAUGUACAUCCUACCUCGUGGCCGAUGGGGCGCAUCGUUGCAGUACACCCUGGAAAGGACGAUGUUGUUCGCGUCGUUACAGUGCGCACUGCUUCAGGGAAGCAAAUCGUCCGCGCAGCUAAUCGUCUGGCAGUUUUGCCUAAUCCGGACGUAAUUAGCAACUUAGAGCAGAAGGAAACCACUGGCACUGAGUAA
This is a messenger RNA of Anopheles arabiensis, 3921 nucleotides long. RefSeq lists its product as uncharacterized. The transcript has 3 exons. Gene Ontology annotation, molecular function: nucleic acid binding. Bases 1 to 3921 code for a protein of 1306 amino acids. NCBI's taxonomy places the organism in Eukaryota, Metazoa, Arthropoda, Insecta, Diptera, Culicidae. The record is from RefSeq and is a predicted model, not a curated record.